Messenger RNA from Tuber aestivum (summer truffle), 2333 nucleotides. The record is from the annotation of a GenBank genome assembly. NCBI's taxonomy places the organism in Eukaryota, Fungi, Ascomycota, Pezizomycetes, Pezizales, Tuberaceae.
AACGUGUGGAUUUGGGGCCCGUAACGGUAAAGUAGAAUUUCUUUUUUCAUUCAUGUUUUUUUCUUUUCUUUUUCAUUCAGAUUUUUUCGUUACCGGUAUUUUGUACCGUAGCCGGUUGGAACAGGGGAGGAUAUACGGUAAUAUGAUACGGUAGCUUGACGCUCGACUUAACCUAACCCACGAUAGGGUAGCGCGCUCCAGCGAAAGGCCAACUCGCCUGACCGAGUGGCACGUGACUUGGCUACCUAACCCACGGCAGGCAAGGCACCAUCCAACCCUUCCGGAUCGCUCAAUCAAAACAGUUUCAAAGGGAGCUCUCUUUUUUGUUUUUUGGUCCACCUACUUCCCGUUUCAUUCUUUUCUAGGGUAGGUUAAGUUACCGGUAGUCUACCGUAGGCGGUGUGUUGGAUUGAACGAGCUUCGACAAACCGCCCACACAGAAGAAAAUCAAGGGAUCCGAAGGAAGGAUGGCUUCAUCAAGGUUAUAUCUACCCGCAUCCCUAUCCCUAUUCAUCACUCGCUUUCGAUCGUCCAUCUCCAAGCCUUCUUCUUCUUUCUUCUUCCUCCUCCUCCUCCUUACUUCACAGGCUAGCUAACGGGCUAGUAGUGACCGUUACGGCUCUCAUCUCCACCAGCGCGACGCGCGAGCGCAUCUCUUCGGCGAUCCAAAUGGCAGCGGCGCACCUCCCAGAGGGAUGGCACAGUACCGACCCGCAACGCCCAACUCGAGGGGCCAGUACAGCGCUUCUGUGAUGGAAGAGCUGGAGUCGCAAAACGACGCACAGGUUGAAGGGCUGAGUGCUAAGGUCAAGAUGUUGAAGGAGGUAUGUUUCACUUUCCUUCCAUCUCCCGUGAUGGAAGGGGGAUGUGGGGAAGAUGCUAAUAUGGGGUGUGGGGGGUGUGUGUGGGGGGAGAAUAGAUUACCGAGGCUAUUGGCGACGAAGUCAGAUCUUCUUCUACGCUUAUGUCGAGCAUGAAUGACUCUUUUGAUAAUACGCGGAUACGACUUAGAGGGACGAUGAAUAGUAUGCUGCGCAUGGCGAAGAGGGCUGGGGUGGGUUGGAAGGCUUGGGCGCUGUUCUUGGUGGCAGUUGUGGGGCUUUUCUGGUACGUUUGGUUGUUUUAGAGUGGGUUUUGGCUGGUUGGGGAAUUGUGGGUUGUAUGAUAUGUUUGGGUUCUGGUUUAUAUUACGGGUCGCUUUUGAGGUGCAAUUGGGUGGGGAGGGGGAAUGGUCAAAAGGGGUAUCUCUCUCUUUGGGCUGGGCGACGGCAAUUAUUUUAUUCACCAGUCUUAGCAGAAAGUAGGAUAUAAUACAUAGAGUAGAGAGUGCUUUGGAAACAAAACGCAAAAAGAGAAAAGGGCUGCAUGUACCAUUUUGGGAGUUCGUCGGGCCGCUGUGGAUCGAUUCAUACGAGGGCGGAUUUGCAUGUAAAGUUGCAGGAAACGAUAAUCGAUUGUGCGGUCUAUGCAUCGUACAGAAUCUAAGUCAUAAUCACGACUGCAGCAUCCACCUUCAAUUACAUCGUUAGAUACAAAUGUUAAGGAAUACUGGGAAAUGAGACUUGAGAGGAUUAGGCAUAGAGGUCAAAGUAGAUCAAUUGAGAGAACAUAGGGAUGAAAACAACGAAACCGCUAUCCCAUUAGAGAGAAAAAGAAAUAAGAAAUCCCAACAACCCCGAGUGUAAGUAAAAGUUAGUUUCCCGUGAAUUCAUGUUUCGUCGCGACUUUAUCUUGAUCCGGCUCAAUCUAAGCCCCGGGCUCAAUGAAAACUCAUCCAAAUCAGGUGUUUGCAGUGUACGUACAGAGAAGUGGAAAGAACAGAACGUAAAUUUCAAGUUUCGACCCGCCACUCACUCGGCAUUGUACCACCCUUACCUUCAAAUCCCUCCACUUGGCUGAAAAAACGGUGCAAAGAAAGCUGUAACGACUCAGCAGCACUUGCCUUCCUUGGUAGCAUUUUCGGCGGUGGGAGUGAUAUGAAGGGGUUGACUGCUUCCAGGUUGGCUGACUGGAUGCUGGUCGCCUCCAUCCAGAGCUUUGCUAGAAACGAUUCGGUAGAUUUCUGAUAGGGCACCCUUAGAUUCCGCUUUUGCUACUCUACAAGUAAGAGUUGUGUGACACGCACCUGUUAAGAUUGUCUGAAAAGCGAGCUCAACAUUUGUAGAAUCUAGGGCGGACGUCUCAAUGAAAGAGAGGUGAUUCUCGGCUAGGGAAUACGUUAGAAUAAUCCCGAUAUCAUUCCGUGUCAUUUAAGGCGAUCACGAGACCAACCCGCAAAAUUCUUUGCAUCCUCUGUCGGAACAGCUCUCAAGUGCCUCAAAUCACUCUUGUUG